Molecule: messenger RNA, 1953 nt
Organism: Entamoeba invadens IP1
Lineage: Eukaryota; Evosea; Mastigamoebida; Endamoebidae
Exons: 2
Coding region: 1-1953 (650 amino acids)
Source: RefSeq, a predicted model, not a curated record
AUGGUUGUAUUCAUUUUAUUAUUAUUGUUCAAUUUUACAUUAUCAAUUAACACUAAAAUCGAAUGGUGUAAAUAUGAAAACAAAAUUGAAUGUGUUCCAUUUGGCAAACAAUGUGAACAGAAUUUCCAAUGGAGUUUAUCAACCAAAAGUAUUCAGUUGCCUUUGAUCAAUGAUGGCUUUAUAAUUAAAUGUAAUCGAAACACACACCUUGAAGUGAUUGUAAAUUCGAAAUACCGUUCUCUUUUAAAUUUUGAAUUAAAUAAUAAUACGUACAUAUAUUCACAUAAGUUGUAUAAUUUUACAUUAUCACCACUGCAAAUGAUACCAAAUACAGACUUUUUUAACAAACAAGAGGUUCUCAAAACAUCAUGUUCAAAUUGUAAACAGUGUGUAAAUACAUCAUUUUGUGUUGAAUGUAAUGAUGGAUAUUAUUUAUCAAAUGAUUCAUGUUAUUCCUGUCAUUCAUAUUGCAAGACUUGUACUAAUAAUACAUUUGAGGGGUGUUCAAAGUGUUUAAACUGUGAUUAUUCUUGUAAAACUUGUUUUGAAGGAACAAAUGAAGAUUGCCUUAGUUGUGGAUAUCAUUAUUAUAAAUCAAAUUCAAGCACGUGUUUACAUUGUAAGUAUGGGUGUACUUCGUGUUAUGGUGGAUCAAUAACAGAAUGUGACGAUUGUGAAGAGGGAUUCAUUUUACAAGGAACAACAUGUGUUAAAUGUGCAUCUUCUUGUCAAACUUGUAUCAUAUCUCCGACUUCUUGCAUUUCGUGUCAAAGUUCUUAUUAUUUGUCUGGUAACAAAUGUCUUGAAUGUGAUUCAUCAUGCAAUUCCUGCUAUGGUCCAAAUAUAAAUAAUUGCAGGUCUUGCCUAUUAUAUUAUUAUUUAUCAAAUGGAUAUUGUCUUCCAUGCGAUUCAUCAUGUCGUUCAUGUAAUGGUCCAAAUUCAAAUAAUUGUUUGACUUGCGAAUUUUUAUAUGGAGUUUCAAAUGGAUAUUGUGUAAAGUGUGAUUCAUCGUGUUAUACAUGUAAUGGUCUAAAUGCAAACAACUGUGUUUCAUGUUACAAUAAUUAUUACUUAUCAGAAAAUAAAUGUCUUAAAUGUGACCCGUCUUGUAAAACAUGUAAUGGACCAAAUGCAAAUAAUUGUCUAACAUGUGAUUCUUAUAACGCGUACUCAAAUGGGUCUUGUUUAAAAUGUGAAUAUUCAUGUCAAACAUGUAGUUCGAGUGGGCUUGGGAAUUGUCUAACAUGUAAACCUUAUCAUUAUUACUCAAAUGGGUAUUGUAUAGAAUGUAGUUCGAAAUGUUCGGCUUGUAAUGGAACUGGUGAAAACAAUUGUUUGACGUGUCGAUCUGGUUUAUAUUUAUCUAAUGGAUAUUGUCUUCCUUGUGAUAAAAAUUGUAAAUAUUGUAGUGGAACAAUUUCAAACAAUUGUAAUGAAUGUAAAGGAGGUUUUUAUUUAUUAAAUGGAACUUGUGUUCAAUGUUCUCCAAAUUGCGGCGCUUGUACAAAAUCAAAUUGUUUAUAUUGCAACCCCGAUUAUUAUCUUUUAGACAACGUUUGUUUCCGAUGUCACCCUGAAUGUGGUAGUUGUGAUGGUCCUGAACGAACAAAUUGUACAAGCUGUGAAAAUGGAAAACGACUCGAUGUUGAACCAGGGGAAAAUUACCACACCUGUACUAUACCAUGCCCAACAAAUUGUCAACUUUGCAAUCGAUAUAAAUGUUAUGAAUGUGAAAGUGGGUAUUACAAAUCAAAUAAUGGUGAAUGUGUGCGGUUCGAAGAUGAACUAUGCUCUUAUGGAUAUAAUAAUGAAUGUUAUACGUGUUUUAAAGGAUAUUAUGUUGAUAAAAACAGUUGUUUAAAAUGUCCCAGUAUAUGCACCGAGUGCAAUGGACCCACAAUUUAUCAGUGUAAUUCAUGUAUUGAUGGAUAUUAUAUUUCAUCUUACACGUGA